This is a messenger RNA of Syngnathoides biaculeatus (alligator pipefish), 468 nucleotides long. RefSeq names its product ATP synthase membrane subunit j (gene atp5mj). The transcript is spliced from 4 exons. The record is from RefSeq and is a predicted model, not a curated record. Bases 207 to 365 code for a protein of 52 amino acids. Gene Ontology annotation, cellular component: mitochondrion. NCBI's taxonomy places the organism in Eukaryota, Metazoa, Chordata, Actinopteri, Syngnathiformes, Syngnathidae.
UGAAAGUUGUAGCACGGUUUAUCAGUUCAUGUUGAGCCGCCAUUACAUAAUGAAAUAGCUGUAAAUAUAGUGCGUGCGACAUUCAUGAGCUUGCUUAGUUAGCUCGUCUUGCUAGCCGAAUGCUAGUAAGACUAGCUUUAGCUAUGGUUCAGAGAACAGUUAUAAUUCUAAUCCAGUCAAACGUUUUAUAACAAAGUUUGCUACAUAUGGCUGGGCGCAUGUUUGCAAAUUGGUGGGCCAAGAUGAACCCUUACUACACUAAGGCAUAUCAAGAAAUGUGGGUGGGUGUUGGCAUCAUGACGUACCUCUACUACAAAAUCUCCUAUGGAGGCAAGAAAGCAGUGAAGGACAAGCCAUCUCAUUAGUUUUGAUAUCUUCCUGACCAAACCCUCCUGAUGUAAACUUGCCCCCCAUUUACAUUGAACAUCUUGUUAAUAUGGAACCAAUAAAAUUGUCAGUGAACCAAUA